UGACCCCAGUGAUGGUUGGGACACCGAGGAGGGAGGACGUUGCAUCGCCCUCGUCCUCCUCCACCAUUUUCCUGCACCAUGCCCAUAUUCUCGAAGGACUGGCGGGACCCGGGCGACAGGUGGGUCAAGACCAAUGGCGGCUGGGAGAAGGAGAAGGUGGCCGGCUUUAUCUCCUUCCCUGACGAAGAUACGGCCAGCAGCUUGGAGGACCCUGAACCCGAUGGCCCUGAUCCCCUAUCCCUCCUUACCCGCCGGGGCAGUCGGGGGGAGCUGGUACCCCAACCCCACUGCCGCAUCUACACCCGAAACACGAAGGAGGUUGCUGGGUUCAAUGGCCUCGGGGAAACACUGAUGAAGCUGGACUGCAUCAACGCCGUGAGGGACAUCCGACGCUUCCGCUACAUCUGCAAAUUGCUCGACCUCCUCAUCACACAGAAGCUCUCCACUCUCUCGGGGGGUGCACAGAAGAUGCUCUUCGGGAUGCUGGAGGAGGUGGCUCACGAGGUCACCCGAAGCCAGCAGAACGUCCACCUCCUGCAGCACCUUCUCCAGGAGCUGCGGAAGAGGCUGGAGGACUACCUGUGGGGCAACAAGCUGGGCUCCACCAUCCUCUGGGAGCAGCACUCACGGCGGCUCAGGAACAUCAACGCCAUCGCCACCACCAUCCAGAUAAGAGAGCCAGGUGACGACAUGCACCCCACACUGCAGGAGGUGCCCGAGGAGUGCGUGCGGGAGAUACUCAAGCGCCUAGACAACCACAAUGAUAUAAGGAGUGCUGGCGAGGCGUACAGUGUGAUGGCCAAGGUGAGCAAGGAGAAGAGCAUCUGGCGGCAGCUGUGUCGCUUCCACUGGACGUCGGCGCAGAUCGAGUACAUCAUCCACCUGCACCGGGAGCUGAGGGUGCAGAAGAACUGGCAGCAGGUGUAUGACAGACUCAGGAGAACCUACGGCCUAAGAGAGGAGUACCCAGAGAAGCUGUGUCUGUGUCGGAACUGCAGCUGCAUGUUUUGGGAGUCCUACGGGCACCCCUGCCGCAAUGACCAGGGCUCAGCAGGGGCAGCAGAGGAGGAACAGCAGCAGCAACCACCACCACAGCAGGAGCCACAGGAACCACAACCCCAGCCACAGCAACCACAGCCACAACAACUAGAGGAAGUGAAGACGCCGGACAUCAUUUACAUCACCAUUACACCUCAGCAGUUCCUCAAGUACUUCCACCUUUAGUUGUGUCUGAUAGUGAGAGAAUGAGAGAGAUAGUGUGUGUUUCAAGCAUGUGUGUGUGUGUGUGUGUGUGUGUGUGACAUUUUUGGUGGUGGUGUUGGGGGUAGUAAUCUGCCAGGUGGAAGCACAAGAGCCUUUUCCAACAUCUGCCCAGUAUGUGUGUUAGGUUGCGACACUCAAGGCUACCCUCUCAGCACUUGAUCCUACAACUUACUUUUUCGUAUCUCCCUCGAUAAGGUUUUUGGGAAUGCUUUGUGACUUCUGUUUGUUACGAAUGGAAGCACAGCAGCCUUUUCCAACAUCUGCCCAGUGUGUUAGGCUAUGACACUCAAGGCUACCCUCUCAGCACUUGAUCUUAACGACUUACUCUUUCAUAUCUCCCUUGAUAAGGUUUUUGAGAAUGCCUUGUGACUUCUGUUUGUUAUGAAUGAAAACACAACAGGGUUUUCCAACAUCUGCCCAGUGUGUUAGGUUAUUUCACACAAGGCUACCCUCUCAGCACUUGAUCCUGAUGACUUACUUUUUCAUAUCUCCUCAAUAAGGUUUUUGAGAAUGCCUCGUGACUUCUGUUUGUUAUGAAUGGAAUCACAACAGCCUUUUCCAACAUCUGCCCAGUGUGUUAGGUUAUGACACUCAAGGCUACCCUCUCAGCACUUGAUCCCAACGACUUACUUUUUCAUAUCUCCCUCGAUAAGGUUUUUGAGAAUGCCUUGUGACUUCUGUUUGCUGUGAAUGGAAGCACAACAGCCUUUUCCAACAUCUGCCCAGUGUGUUAGGUUAUGACACACACUCAAGUGUUAGAUCUUGUUAACUUGCUACUUUUUCAUAUUUCUCUCAAUAAGGUUUUUGAGAAUAUCUUGUGAUCUCUGUGCAAUGAACCACAUUUCCAGAGUGUUUUUUAAUAUAGUGCAGCUUUCAGUGUCUUCAGCUGUAGGGUAUGAGGAAGCACUGUUAAUUUCCCCAACAUACAAGUUCCAUUUUCUAAUUUCCCCAACAUACAAGUUCCAUUUUCACAUUUUCUCUUGGUAAGGGUUUUGAAAAUGCCUUGUGACCUCUGUAUGUGACGAACCAUAUUUCUAGGUGAGUGUUUUCAAGUACAGUGCAGCCUUCAGAGUCUUCAGCUGUAUAGUGUGAGAAAGCACUGUUAAUUUUCCCAAUGAUAAAGUUCCACAAUGCUGUAGAGUCAGUUUUAUCUCCUCAGUGUGAGGAGAGGAAGCAACUUUUUAUAUAGGACGUGUUUUGGUAUUUCGUUUUGUAAUGGUCAGUGUUUUUAUAGUUUUGAAGCCCAGCAGAGGGCAGGUGAAGCCUUUUUGAAUCUCGGCGAACGAUACCCAGAUGAGAUGUUAGUGUUUAUGCUCUUGACCCAUCACAGUAAGCAUCAGCAGCAUUGUCUUACUCAUGGUCAUUAAGUGUUAGAUCUCUUAACCCUCUCACGCACCAUGACAUGAAUCUCGUCAAAACAUAUCAUCUACAAUUCGUUUUUUGACGUGAAUCACAUCAUUGAUUUUUCUUUAUACAAUGUUUAUUUGGGAGUCUGCAAAGAUCUGUAUAUUCCAAUUUCUUGCUUCUUUAUCUUUUAUCAAUGCAGUAUAAUCCAUUACAAACCCAAUGAUGUAUAAAAAUAGCAUGGAAAAAGUGUGUUUGUGGAUGAAAUUGAUAACAGAAAAAAAUAUAUCGUCAUGCGUUGUCAGGCCAUCCUGCCACACCCCCUCAGGAGUCUCAAGGGUGUCGCAGAGGAAACGGAAACUUGUUGAACUUUCGGUGCGUGAGAGGGUUAACCUUUUCACUACGGCCGGGCGAAAACAGCGCUCCGCCCCGUAUCCGGUCUGGCCGCGCGUUACAAAUUUGAAAAGUGGCUACAGAAAGUAACAAGUUUUAAGCCGUAAACUCGACAUAAUCAUCAUGUACUAUAUAUAAAAAUAUGCAAAAUUAAAUGGUGAACAUAAAGAAACAUAAAUUAAAAGGCGUACCUAACAAUCACCGAAUGUGGGGUACAAACUUGGCGGAGGGACUUUUUUGGCAGCCAUAGCUGGUAGCGGGUUAAAGAGUAGCCUAUCCAGAUGUUUUGUUUUUAUUUACUAAUGAUCCACGAGACAUCCUAGAGUUAAAUCAAAGUAUGUGCUUAUCUUUGUAUUCAUUCAUACACACACUGGCAAUAUUUCUGUGGGGUCUGAUUCACUUGUUUGAGUGAAAUUCUAUUGUGAUAAACAGGCACCAUUUCGUGUCACUAGUAAGUGAAACAGGUAAUGUAAGUUUUGCCACCAUGAAAUAUACACAAAUAUAUAAAUAUGAAAGCUCACGAAGUCACAAUAAGUGACAUCACCUGCUUUGCGCAGUAAAAAUAUGCUAUUUCAGGUAUCUGACACCCGCAAAAUGGCGUGGGAGCAGCCUCGGUCCUCGGGGUAGUAUUCAUAUUUUCAUAUUAUUGUUCUGUUGUUUAUUCAAUGUUGUGUUCAAGAAAAAGAUUACUCAUAAUUUUAGUUAGUUUUUGGUUACAAGGAUUCUUUACGAAAUACAAAUAUAACAUUACCUUCUACUAGUUAGGAAACGUACUGAAUCCUGGAUUGGCUACGGUGAUGUUAGGUGCGCCUAUUGAUAGUUAUGAGAUGUAUGCAUAAAUAUACAUAUAAAUUUGCGUUAUGCAUUGUUGACGUGUAGCUGCUGAAUUGUAUUUUGUUAUAUUAGUUGUGAUAAAUAGAUUUGUGGAGGAGAAGGAAGGGAAGGACACAGACAUAAGAUCAUGGAAAAUAUCCCACUGAUUCACCAGCAAUAUUUACAGAUUUGACGGAGUAAAAGGUUGAAAGGCCGUCCUCCUGGAGGUGGGUCGUGUGUGUGUGUGUAUUUACCUAUUUGUAUUUGCCUAUUUGUAAUCUACCGGGCCUGAGCUAAGCUCUAAUAGUCCAGUCUUUAUAUCUACUUUUAUCCAGCCUUUCCUUCAUUUGUUGGAUACUGUUCGCCUCCACCACCUCUUCCCGCAAGCUGUUCCAUGUGUUAACACUUCUACAUGGAAAACUAUACUUUUCUUAAGUCACUCAAACAGAUUCCUUUAUUAAGUUUCUUCCUAUGUCUUCUCAGCCCCUGCGUUCUCACAGUUAACCCCUUCAACACGAGGACGCGUAUACUGCGUCCUUGCGUGCCCCGUACCAUAUCCAUGGAUGAGCAUUCUGCGUCCUAGCUCGCUUUAGCCAAUAUACGUUAUUUUAUCUCUAUAUUUAUGCUUACAUCUCAAAAUUAUCAAUUAACUUAUGUUACUUUAUGUGCACCAUUUAACUUUGCAUGUUUUCAUAUAUAAUACAUGAUGAUUAUGUUGAGUUUAUGGCUGAAAACCUGUUAUAUUCAAUAGCGACAUUUGAAAUUUGGUGCGCGCGGCAAAACUGGAUACAGCGCGGGGCGCUGUUUUGGCCCGGCCAUAGUGAAGGGGUUAAAAAGAGAUCAUCUUCAUCUACCUCAUCAAGAUGGGUGUGAGAGGAAAGCAGGAAGGGGAGGCUGCAGCUCCCAUGCAAGCCCGUGUCCCAGAGCCAAGGUGAUGGUCAGACAAUGCACUUUAAAAAAUAGCCAACCACUUGGCAACACAAGGGAAUAGGAACUCCACACACAUACACAUAUAUCACUUCUUUCUUAUUAUUUUUGUUAUUUUCUGUUAGAAUUGAUUGUUACUGUCAAGUACAAAUGUACACAAGACACACUUACGAUUUUACACAGUAAUAACAAUGAAAGUCAAAUAAGACACUAUCAUAUACGACCUACAUCCUAAAAACUAUCUUACAAUAUCCGGGAAGAAAUAACUCGUAUGCUGGCUAAAGCGAGCCAGGACACAGUAUACGCGUCCUCGGAUAUGGUACGGGGCACGCAAGGACGCAGUAUAUGCGUCCUUGUGUUGAAGGGGUUAAUACUUACGAAAGAGCAGAUUUUUCCUUCCUUGCACAUCACUCCCCUCUUGCUCUUACGGGGACAGUGAAGGUGUGUGUGUGCGUGUGUGUUGCAUAAUAGUUUAGGUCGAUGCAGGUUGUGUUACAUGUUAAUUCACUUAUCUUCUAUUACACACAGGCAAGUUUUAGCUGUUCAGUAAAUGCCAGCUUGAGUAGUCCAGAGAGAAAGGUUUGCUGGCAUUUACACGAUAACCUGUAACUGCUUAUUUAAGUUCCGACACGCUGAGACAUGUUUUGCUGUAACCUGAUCCCCUUAGAUUAGUUGGUUAGAUUCUUUGCGAGUUAUUGACUGAUCCUUUCUUAACGCUUUUUUACUUAGCGCAGCAGCGUCGCCGUUUUGUAUUUUUGAUAAUGUGUGUGUGCGUGUUUGUGGUGUUCUGUUCCAUAGACUCGGUUCGAUUUUAAUGUUUGCGAUAUUAAGUUUAGAGAGAAAGAGCAUUUUUACAUUUAAGGGUGUGAUAGAGGAUAUUUUUACUUUAACCAUGUGAGAGAGAGAGAGCUUUGCAAUAUUACUGUUGGAGAGCGAAAAGCGAGCGAGAAUCUUUACUUUUUAAGGGUGUGUGAUAGAGGAUAUUUUUACUUUUAAGAGUGUGAGAGAGAGAGAGAGCUUUAAAUACACAUUCCUCUCAGUGAAAGCUUUAAUACUAUACAAACAUACAUAACCAAGUAUAGAGGUAAAUGUUGAGUGUCAUCAAUGAGUUAAACUAAUCACAUUUCUCCGUGGAUUUACUGGAGGCCAUUUCUCCUCGUCUCAGGCUCCCCUUAGCACCCCCAUGAGGCAGCUUUGUUUGGGGUCUCGGCAGCGUUCGUGGUGGUGUCUCCUCGGCUUGUCUGGGUCUUGUAGUGUGAUAGUUACGAGUGUCUGUUGUCAACUUGUCUCCCUCCACACACACUCGAGUCCCUGCACAUGUUGCCGUUUGUAUGGAGUUGUCGUUUUGGUCGAGGUUGUUUUUAUUCGCCCUUUGUUUCUAUUUUUGUUCUUUUAGUGAGGAUGUGUUAAAGGUUUCUGGCCCUGUAUCUCGGCUACCUCUGCACACAUUGCCUUGUUGAAUUUCAUUAGCAAUCAGUUUUCCGCUUGAAGUCGUCUUAGUUUCAGCGACGUAAUUUUUCUUUUAUCUAACUCAACACUGGAGUAUACUGCGUACUGUACAUCAUGUUACACUUGAUACGGCGUUAGAACAAGCAGAAACAGAAAAGGAUGCGUGCGGUGGCAGUGGAGAUGAGGUGCAGGAGAUGUGACUAUGCCAGACUAGAUGGAAGGGAUAGCAGGAGAUUGGUUUGCAGUUGUUCAGUCACUUAAGCUUAGUGUUGAGGCUGUUUGGACUUGUGAUAAUUUUGUGAUGAGUGUGUGAGUUGGGAGGGUCAUAAGUGAGGGAGAUAAUUGUGAAUGGCAGUUUUAAUUUAGUUCAUGUAUGGAGUGCUUGUUCCCUCUAAAUCCUUCCCUCAAGGACGAUAAACACAGAACAUACCAACAGUAGCUCGCCUCAGUUUAUUUAAAGAUAGAACAAAAUGUUAUAUUUUGACCGUGGGAAUCUAAUCAAACUCCACCAUUGACCGUUGAUACGUCCAAUGCAGCUUUGCAAACGUCCACAUAAAGUUGGCAGCAGCCAUGAUGAGUUACCAAUUUGAUUAGAAAAUUCAUUGACAUCCUAACCAUUAAUCAGAAAAUCUUAAUGACUUUGAGUAACUUUUUAUUCUUAAUAUCAAGGACACUGUCCUUCUUUAUCUUUAGGGUUUGUUUUAUCAUUUUUAAAUCCUGCGCUGCCCCACUCUUCAGGUGUUUUGCAAUAUCUUAGGGUCUGUAACCCCUCCAGUAAUCUUAGUUACAUCUCCAGUCCUUUAAUAUACUUACCAGUGAUCUUGCACUAGACCGGGUCUGUCUACCUAAAGUAGCUCCGUUCGUGAGUAUCCAGAAAGCCUUGCAUUGCUGGUCCUUUCAACGAAAUUUCCUUAGAAGUCUUGCCUUAUGCUCUAACAAACGGUUUGUAAUAUGCUGUUAGCAAAACAAAAAUAUGCAUAAACGUUUUGUCUAGUGUGUGUGUGUAUGCGUGUGUGCGUGCACACACCCAUGUGCAUUCAGUUCAUGUGCAAGUGGCCCGUCUGUGUACUGUUGGUGGCCAUGAUCUCUGUGCCGUGAGUGGAGCAGGGCCGAGCGUGGCGAGGCUCACGGCGUACUCAGUGGCAUUACCGGUGGUCUGUGCUCACCUUGCCUCGGUGGAGGUGAGUCAGUCUGCUUCUCCAGGCUGUUGCUUGCAUGGUGGGCAUUCUUAAGUUUUAAGUUUGACGAUAGUUUUCAUAUUUUAGGUUUUUAAGUUUGACGAUAGUUUUACAUUUUAGGGUCAUUCUGCUGUCAUGGUGUUAGGGAGUAAAGUAUAAAAUCUACAAGGUUUUCUAGUCACAUUGUUUCUGUGGUAAUGAAAAGAUUACUGUGAAGUCUUAUGAAUUGCUAAGCAAAAUGUUAAAUGAUUUAUAUAUAUAAAUGAUAUAGAAAUUAUUUUAUCAGAUCAAGUUUUAAAUGGCCUUGUAAAAUUGCAAUAAAGAAUUAGUGUAAGAUGAAUGUUGCACAAAUAUAGACAAUGUUAUUUUCAGCGUCUGGCGUUACAAAGCGUACCAAAUGCCUUCUCGUACCAGUGUGUUCUCCUACAAACCAUUCAGGUGUUUGGCAAAGGAAUUAUAUUUUUAACAGCUAAGGCUAUGCAACAGAUGUUUUUAAGAACAAAGAAAUUUGCUGUGAUUAUUUUGAUUGUGACAUGGACUCACUCUUAUGUACAUUAAAGAAUUACAAAAGAA
Molecule: messenger RNA, 7940 nt
Organism: Eriocheir sinensis (Chinese mitten crab)
Lineage: Eukaryota; Metazoa; Arthropoda; Malacostraca; Decapoda; Varunidae
Product: F-box only protein 32-like
Exons: 7
Coding region: 79-1224 (381 amino acids)
Biological process (GO): protein ubiquitination
Cellular component (GO): nucleus; SCF ubiquitin ligase complex; cytoplasm
Molecular function (GO): protein binding
Source: RefSeq, a predicted model, not a curated record